UACUAUAGGAUCUCAAACCAAGCCCACUUGAUCUCAUCCUAACAAGAAAACUCGACUUCAAUCUUUUUGUCGUUCGAGUAUUUAUAAAGCCGGCCUAGAUAUAUAUCUUUGCAAUGAGAAAACCAGACCAAAUUGGGCGAGAAAAGUUGUGUAAUAAUAGUAGUAAUACCAAUAUGAAUACCGAGAAGACAAUGUUGAAGCUUAGAAAAGGUUUGUGGUCUCCCGAAGAAGAUGAGAAGUUGAUGAAUUACAUGUUAAGGAAUGGUCAAGGGUGUUGGACCGAUAUUGCAAGGAAUGCCGGUCUUCAACGGUGUGGAAAGAGUUGUCGUCUUCGUUGGAUCAAUUAUCUGAGACCGGAUCUCAAACGUGGUGCAUUUUCGCCUCAAGAAGAACAACUCAUUGUUCAUUUGCAUUCGAUUCUUGGCAACAGGUGGUCUCAAAUAGCAGCUCGUCUUCCGGGUAGAACAGAUAACGAGAUCAAGAAUUUUUGGAACUCAACAAUAAAGAAAAGAAUGAAAGUCAAUAAUAGUACUACAACUGCCUCUCAAAGCUCACCAAACAAUAGUGUUGAUGAUACAUCCUCUGAUCCAAUUAGUAGAGAUAUUAUGGGAGUUGGUAUGUUCAUGUCCAUGCAAUAUGAGCAUGACCUCAUGACUAUGUGCAUGGACUCAUCAACAACCACCACAACCACAUCCUCAAUAUCUUCCAUGCAUAACAACAAUUUCAUGCUUGUGAAGGGUAGUAGUCAUAAUAAUGACAACUUUUGUCAAUUGCCACCACUUCAACAAAAUAACAUCAAUAAUAAUAAUAAUAAUGACACAAGUGGUGCAUCAAGUUUGUUUAAUGUUUCUCCUUGUUUAGGAGAAGUUGUUGGUGUGGGAGGAGAUCAUAGUGGAGGAUAUGGUGGUGAUUGUGGUAUUGUUUUUGGAGAAGUGCCAUAUAUUAUGGGAUCAAUGGAAAAUGACAAUACUAACCUUGGAUGUAGUGUAGUCAUGGAUGGAGAUGUUAAUGCUAAUCCUAGUAGUUACAUAUUUGAUAAGAAAACAACAAAUUUUAACCACCACUUCAAUGAAGAUGUUGAUGGGAAAGUUAAAGUGGAAGAGGUGGUUGGUUUUGAAAAUCAUUGGCCAGGAGAAAGCUUGAAAAUGGGAGAAUGGGAUUUGGAGGGUUUGUUUGCAAAUAUCCCCUCUUUACCUUAUCUUGAAUUCUAAAACACCUUUUUUUUUCCUUCUCAAAUUUAGGAAAAUAAAUAUCCGGAGAUAGACAGAAUAUACAUUCUUUUCUGCUUAUGAUUAAGCUUUUUAAACUAAAGAGCAUACAUCUUGUUAGUGUUUUUGCACCAUACUUUGAGCUCAAAGAAAACAUGCUAAGUAAAUAGAAGACUUGGAUAUAUAUACGUGAUGGGCUCGUAUUCGACAACUGAGUUUCUAGAUCCGGUGCCAUUUGUAAUUGUCCGAUGAUAAACGGUCUUCAAUUCGAUCGAUAUAAUCGAAAUGUGAAUAGCAAAAUGUGUUGCUGAAAAUAAAGAGAAGAUAUGCAAAUUGUAGUAGUAUUGUGUACAUUAGAAAUACAGGUAUAGCAAAUUGUGUAAUGGUACAUUUUUAUUUUUCUUUCUAUGUGUACAUGUUCAUCAUAUUCAUAGAUGCAAAUAUUCAUUAUGUACAAAUUUAAUAA
Molecule: messenger RNA, 1674 nt
Organism: Erigeron canadensis
Lineage: Eukaryota; Viridiplantae; Streptophyta; Magnoliopsida; Asterales; Asteraceae
Product: transcription factor MYB83
Exons: 2
Coding region: 114-1211 (365 amino acids)
Source: RefSeq, a predicted model, not a curated record